CAUGAUGCAGAACACAUGCUGCACAUGCAAAGAAUCACAAAAGGGUCCGAAAAGCACUCUUUGUCAGAUCUCAUUAAAGUGCAUCACCUUCAUCUUUUGAAAAGUGAUCUGAUGAUGGCUCUCGUUAUGGAACCUAUUAGCAAGUGGACGCCCAAGCAAGUAGUGGAUUGGAUGAAAGGUCUUGAUGAUUGCCUCCAGCAAUACAUAAAAAACUUUGAAAGGGAAAAGAUCAAUGGGGAACAGCUGCUACACAUCACUCAUCAAGAGCUUGAGGAACUAGGAGUCACUCGCAUUGGCCACCAAGAACUGAUACUGGAAGCAGUUGAUCUGCUGUGUGCAUUGAAUUACGGUUUGGAGACUGAAAACCUGAGAACACUCUCUCACAAGCUGAAUGCUUCAGCCAAAAAUCUUCAGAACUUUAUAACGGGUAGAAGGAGGAGUGGCCAUUAUGAUGGCAGGGCCUCCAGACGGCUGCCAAAUGAUUUUCUUACCUCUGUAGUUGACCUGAUUGGUGCUGCCAAGAACUUACUAGCCUGGCUGGACAGGUCUCCAUUUGUCAGUGUGACAGAAUAUUCACUGCUGAAAAACAACAUUGUUCAACUGUGCCUGGAACUAACAACCAUUGUGCAACAGGAUUGUACAGUGUAUGAAACAGAAAAUAAAAUUCUUCAUGUGUGUAAAACAUUGUCUGGGAUUUGUGACCACAUUAUCUCGCUCUCAUCUGAUUCUCUGGUGUCACAAUCAGCACAUCUUGAGGUAGUUCAUCUCACCAGCAUUAUGCCCAGUGAGGGUUUGGGAAUGUAUAUCAAAUCAACGUAUGAUGGGCUACAUGUAAUCACAGGAACAACCGAAAAUUCUCCUGCUGACCAGUGUAAGAAAAUCCAUGCUGGAGAUGAGGUAAUCCAGGUCAACCAUCAAACUGUGGUUGGCUGGCAGUUAAAGAACCUGGUAAAUGCAUUGCGAGAAGACCCAAAUGGAGUGAUUUUAACAUUGAAGAAACGUCCUCAGAAUACCCUGGUUUCUGCUCCUGCCCUUCUGAAGAACGUGAGGUGGAAGCCUCUUGCACUUCAGCCUGUAAUUCCAAGCAGUCCUACAAGCAGCUCUACAACCCCAACCAGUACAAUGGGCAUGUCCUCAAAAAUGGAUAACUCUGCGCUCCAGGAUGUUUUCAUUCUCUCUCCUAUGUCAGGACUUUAUGGCCCCAGAGAUGAAAUUGGAAUAAUGUCUUAUGAUGACAUCAGCAAAUUCGGAAAGUCAGGAAUGAAAGGUUCUGAGUCUCCAAGCUAUUUUCUGGAUCACGAAAGUGGGAAAUACUACACCUUAAUUGAAGGUGAAGGUCAUCUUGUGGGCUCUGAGUAUGAGCGAAGCAGAGCUACGGGAGUGCGAAGAAGAGAAAAAACACCUACUCAUGGAGAUUUAAGGCCUGUUUCUAUGCCUACUGAGUACACCUGGACAGGGGAGUCAAAAGAACAAAAUAUGUAUAAGAGGGGAAGCAGAGACUCUGAGAAUUCUCUCCUGCGGUAUCUGAGUGAUGACAAGAUCUUGGUUGUCCAAGAAGAACCUUUGAUGCAGAAAGACAACAAAAGGGACACAGGUCGUAGGUCAAGAAAAAAGGGCAAAAACACAGGCAGCCCUAACUACCCUAUUAGUCCAUCUGUGCUGGCAUCGACUAUUAAUGUUAGACUUGAACCUGGACAGCAAGAUGUUUUGAAUUUCUCUCUAGCAGAAAACAAUACAGUUCCACUUUAUCAUCGAGCAGGGGACACAGUCAGUGGAGAUACUGAAAGAUGUGCUAGUUCUGCGAUUGACCGUCACGGAAGCACAUCCAUGAGGAAGUCAUUCCAUUACGCUUCACUCAGGGUAAAAACAAGAAAAUGGUCAAAAGGAGGCUCUCUAACAAGUGGAAGCAGAAGGCGGAUUUCUUGCAAAGAUUUGGGACAUGGAGAUUGUGAAGGCUGGCUAUGGAAGAAAAAGGAUGCCAAAGGUUACUUUACACAGAAAUGGAAAAAAUACUGGUUUAUUUUGAAGGAUUCUUCCUUGUACUGGUACACAAAUCAGAAUGAUGAAAAAGCAGAAGGAUUCAUUAGCUUACCUGAGUUCAGGAUAGAUAGAGCAAUUGAAUGCAGAAGAAAACAUGCCUUCAAAGCAUGCCACCCCAAAAUUAAGAGCUUCUACUUUGCAACAGACUGUCUUGAAGAAAUGAAUAGAUGGAUGAAUCGUCUGGGCCUUGCAGCAAUUGGUUACACACCUGAUGACAAGGAUAUUCAUCCAGAUGAAGCAGAUUACUGGAGUGAAAGCGACCAGGAUGACGUUGACGGCUCUCUAACACUGAAGCAGGAAGGCUCUUCGGCACUGUGUGACACAUACCAUCAAACACCCUCAGUGAAUUCUUCAAGUCCAUUCCCUGAACCCAAACAUGGUCGGCACUUUUCAAGUGAAUCAACAUAUUCUCAUUCUUCUGCUGAGGAUUCUCGACAAGAUGCAGCAGGAAGCACACACUCAUCAGGAUGCAGACCUCCCUACCGUGAAAGACGUUCAUGGCAAGAUCUGAUAGAGACCCCAUUAACCAGUUCAGGGCUCCAUUUUCUUCAGACUGUUCCUCCUGAUACAGAAUAUAUGAGUGGUCAGCCUGGAAUGUCACCAGAGAAACGAAGACAAGCAACAUUACCAGUUCAGAGGCGUCACAAUCAUGAACGGGAUGGGCCUUUCCCUUUGGCGGAAUGUCAAAGAGAACAUAGUUCUCAUAGGCCGCAGAAGCAACGUAGUCAAAGCCUUCCACGAAAUAGAGAUGUCCGGGUUAAGGGGCGUAUAAAGUCGGUGGAAGUAACAGAAGAAAAGACAGAAGAGAAAGUUCUUAUUAGAAGGCAUAAUAGUUUCUGUGCAGAGGAAAACAAAAAUGAAACUGGAGAGAGCACAGAUGGUUUGCAAGAGUUAUACAAGUCUCUGGAACAAGCUAGCUUAUCAGCUUUUGGAGAACAGCGUCCUUCCACCAAGCAGGAGUUCCGCAGGUCUUUUGUAAAGAGAUGCAAUGAUCCAGUUAUCAACGAAAAGCUUCACCACAUCAGAGUUCUCAAGAGCACUUUAAAAGCGAAGGAAGGGGACCUCACAGUUAUCAACAGCCUUCUGGAUGAUCCCAACUUAACAUCAAAGAAGUUUAAAGAUUGGAAACUAAAGAACUAUGAGUUUUUCUUGGACAUUUGUGAGUACAGUGCUGCUCUGAAAUCACAAAAUGGAGCCUCUGAACUUGCAACCUCAGCACCAAUGCUGACACAUACACAUUCAUUCAUUGAAACUCACGUGUGA
Messenger RNA from Rhea pennata, 3303 nucleotides. Its product is annotated as connector enhancer of kinase suppressor of ras 2-like. Gene Ontology annotation, cellular component: cytoplasm; membrane. Gene Ontology annotation, biological process: regulation of signal transduction. NCBI's taxonomy places the organism in Eukaryota, Metazoa, Chordata, Aves, Rheiformes, Rheidae. Gene Ontology annotation, molecular function: protein binding. The record is from RefSeq and is a predicted model, not a curated record.